UCUCCCUCAAUCCUCAGUAUCGCUCGCGCGACCGAUAAGUGACUAGGGCGAUUCGCUCACGUGCGCCACUCACGCAGACCGCAGCAGAGAGCAGAGCAGAGCAGGGACGAGGCAGGAGCGCGAAAGGAAGAGACAAAUCGUGCCGUGAUCUGCAUCGACGAAGCAGAAGCCGGAGGAGGCGUCAGGCGAGAAUCUGGGAAAGUGAUUCCGUGAACGAUGGUGUCCUCAACAAUGACGGAAAUGGAUCCGAUAAAAAAAUCAUGUGACAUAAUGGGCAUCGCACCGGGCAAUUAUCGCCUCGUCGGCUGGGACAUGGACACCACCGGCAAGAAGGUCAUCGAUGAAAUCUGCCAAAUAGCCGCGUAUACCCCUAGUUCUACUUACUCUCAAUACGUGAUGCCAUACAAGGAUCUCAAUCCGACUGCCAUAAAGCGACACAGUAUGAAGGUCGUGACCAACGGCAAAUUCCGCGUGCUCAGGAAUAGCAAAACCAACGAGGUAAUCAAAUCCAAGAGCGAAGUGUCCGCGCUGACGGAUUUCUUGAGCUGGCUUGAGACCAUCAAAGGAAAUGCCGUGGAUGGUGUAAUUUUGGUUUACCACGAGCCGCGCAAGGUCAUCCCGGCGAUGCUGCUCGAAUCCUUGACGAAGUACGAUCUUCUCGAACGGUUCAAACAGACGGUCAAGGGAUUCGCGAAUGGAUUCAACAUCGCCGAGGAGAAAUGCGCAAGCAUGGCGCACAUCUAUUCCCUUCGUACCUUGUCGCGCACGUUGUUAAAAAAGGAAAUGAAUCUGGGCAAUGCGCAAGAUAGAGCAUCGCUGGCGUUGCAAAUAGCUCAAUACUUGUGCUCGAUUGACAACGUUAAGACCGAAGAUGCAAACGAGAGCGGGGACAACGAUGCAGCUAUGCAAAAAGCUAUGAAAAAAACGAUCGAGAUUAUUCGAGAAUUCGCGCAACCCGUUGACGUCGAGGAGCAAGAACACAACGAAUUGAAGAUGGUAUUCGAACGGCAGAACGACUUGCGGCCGAUAUUCAGCGCACUGUUCCGCAUGAACCGUCGCGAACGUCAACAUGCAAGUCCCCUCCGGCGAUUGCUUGCCGAGGCUGGAAUCGUGUACUCAGAGCUACAGGAUGCCUGGACUAACGCGAAGAAAGAUGGAUUAGAACAUCUGAUGAAAGAAAAGCUGCCUACAGUAGACGAAAAAAAAAUUGAGGAUCUGAUGAUUAUUCUCGAACGUCACUUCGACCCGGAGAAGAAGCCGAAAAGCAGCCGAGAAAGAAUCCAGGAAAAGAAGGGUAUCAAAUCGAGGAACGAGAAGAAGAUAAACGAAGACAAGGAAAAUAACAACAAGAGCGAUUCGGGCCACGACAGUCCCGACAGCCCCGACACCACCACGUCCGGUUCCCCCGUCAAAAUGAACGGCGACGACGUCGAGAUUAAAACGGAGGAGUGCGCUUUAGCGAAGGAGUGCGCUUUAACGCAGGAAUGCGCUUUAACGCAAGAAUGCGCCUAACGCGUUUAACGAUGCCGACUUCUUUUACGCGCCGCGAAGCCAUUAUGCCUUCAUUGCUCGUUAUAGUUCGGACGGAGCGUGAACGUGUAUUCUUUUUUUUUGUUUUGUUGCCAUAAUCGUGCAGAUGACGAAAAAAUUUAAAUUGAUAAGUCACGCACAUGACGAACGUAGAUUUAACGCGCCGAAAUGAAAUGCAACUCGCGAUUUUAAUCCGACUUACAUUGCAGCAAAAAAGUGCACUGUAUUUCAUAGAACAAUUCGCUAAAUUUACGUUCCUUUUUAUAUUGAGAAGAAUCGCAAAAGGAUGCGUUUUUUUUUCGCAAUAAUUCUAAGAUAAACACAUUAAUAUAAGAUUACGAUCGCCCCAUCGGGCGAUGUUGUGCGUGAUCAAAGACAAGUGUUAUUUGUUACAGUAUUGUUUUUCUGUUUUUUUUCUUUUUUUUAUUGUUCAGUUAUUCCCCGACCGGCGUUAUAUUAUUAAGAAAAGGACAGGUUUCCUACGCGGAACGCCGUCGGACGUAACUCUAAUGUACAAAUAACACGUUAAACGACGUUUAGUUUAUUUACACGCAAAGAUAUAUAUAUAUUUAAUAUCGUUUACAUUUCGUAAUUUUAUACUCAUUUGUUUUCUCUCCUCGUUUUCUCUUAUUUCUUUCUCUUUUAUUUACCCCACAGAAUUUGUACGCUCGCUACAUGGCGAGAGCGUCCGUUUAUAGACUGCUCCGCAUGAAAAGCAUAGAAAAUAUCGCGGGCUUUGUUAUCACAUAGUUCACGACGUGUACGAUAACGUGCACGAUAUUUUCUACUUUUUACCGUUUAAGCCGCGCGCAAGGCGCGUGUGGUAGUAUUAGAGAUAUAUAUAUAUUUUUGUAUUGUCGCGCAAUAAUAUAUACGCCAUUUUGUUUCUGCUGCGAAAGCUCUUUGUAUCAGAAUUGGAUAAUAAAAAGAUUCGAGUUUAUGUA
This is a messenger RNA of Nylanderia fulva, 2474 nucleotides long. RefSeq names its product maternal protein exuperantia (gene exu). Gene Ontology annotation, biological process: bicoid mRNA localization. Lineage: Eukaryota; Metazoa; Arthropoda; Insecta; Hymenoptera; Formicidae. The record is from RefSeq and is a predicted model, not a curated record. Gene Ontology annotation, molecular function: RNA binding; protein homodimerization activity.